Cucurbita pepo subsp. pepo (vegetable marrow) is the source of this 327-nucleotide messenger RNA. NCBI's taxonomy places the organism in Eukaryota, Viridiplantae, Streptophyta, Magnoliopsida, Cucurbitales, Cucurbitaceae. The record is from RefSeq and is a predicted model, not a curated record.
AUCAACAGACUCGAGAAAAUUCGUUCCUGUUGCAGGUGGAGCUCGAGCAGUACCCAACUGGACCUCACAUUGCUUCUCGCAUGUUGUACACUGCAGAGAAUUCUUUUGGAGAUGUUAGUGGCAAGAUAGUAGCUGAUUUGGGUUGUGGUUGUGGUACAUUAGGGGCUGCAGCUGCGCUGCUGGGUGCAGAGCAUGUUACAGGAAUUGACAUUGAUCCUGAAUCUCUUGAAAUAGCAUCUUCAAAUGCAGAGUAUCUUGAGUUGGAAAUGGACUUGGUUCAGUGUGAUGUAAAGAACUUGGUAUUGAGAGGUAACGAACUGGAAUACC